Messenger RNA from Brassicogethes aeneus, 1649 nucleotides. Lineage: Eukaryota; Metazoa; Arthropoda; Insecta; Coleoptera; Nitidulidae. The record is from the annotation of a GenBank genome assembly.
AUUGCAAUAAAAUCAAAAAUAAAAGAGUUAUGCCAUGUCAAAAUUGGUAAAAAAAUUUAGGUGCCGGUUUUUUUGUCGGUGAGUGUAUAACAAAUUCCUACAUUAUAAGAAAAUUUAUUUUAUUCACGAAUGUUAAUGUAUGCCAACCCGACUCGAGUAUUUACCUAUAAAAAAUUCACAAAAUGUAGGGUUUUUAACAAAUUUUUUAUGUACUUAUAGGCAUGUUUAUGCUGAUAUCGUGUCUGAUAUAAUUUUCUAACCUAAAAGUAAAAUCAACUUACCACAGAAAGAUGAACAAAUUCAGGCAACUUUUUAAUCAAAAAAAAUGUUCUGUUAUCGGAAUGGUUCAUGUAAAUGCACUACCAGGUACCCCCCUUUUCUCUGGGUCUGUUGAUGAAAUAGUAUCCAAAGCGUGCAAGGAAACAGAAAUUUAUUUGAAUCAAAACAUUGAUGGAAUCUUAAUAGAAAACAUGCAUGAUGUCCCAUAUAUGCAAUCUAAACAUUUAGGCCCAGAAAUCGUAGCUACAAUGAGUAAAAUUUGUACUGAACUAAAGAAAUUAAUACCUGGAAAUGUACCUUGUGGAGUACAGGUUUUAGCCUCUGGAAAUAAGGAAGCUUUAGCAAUUGCUAAAGCCACAUCAUUAAAUUUUAUAAGAUGUGAGGGUUUUGUAUUUGGACACGUAGCGGAUGAGGGAUACACUGACGCUAACGCAGGACAAAUCUUAAGAUAUAGAAAACAAAUUGAGGCUAAUAACGUUUUGGUUUUUGCCGAUAUAAAGAAAAAACACAGUUCUCAUUCCAUAACAAACGAUAUUUCUUUAGCCGAAACUGCAAAAGCAGCAGAGUUUUUCCUGGCCGAUGGUUUGAUUCUUACAGGCACCGCUACUGGGGAUCCCGCAAAGUUAAGCGAUUUAAAUAAAAUUAAAACUGCUUCUUCUCUACCUCUACUAAUUGGAUCAGGAGUUACAAUUGAUAAUGUUCAACAUUACAUUUCUGCAGAUGCCCUUAUCAUUGGAUCUCAUUUUAAAGAAGAUGGACAGUGGAAUAAGGAUCUUGAUGCUAAGCGAGUUGGCGAUUUUAUGAAGAAAAUUAACAAUAUUUUGUAAAUUAUGGCUUUUAUACAGAAAAAAUAUUAGCGUUCCUGUGGCUCAUGGAUACAAUAGACAGGAUAGUCGACUUUAUAUAGGCAUGUUUUUAAACGUGGCCUAUUAUUAAAAACGUGCCGUAUUGUCAAGGCAGCCUCGAUUUUUGGCGAACCAAUUACAAUUCGUUUAAUUUAAUCUUUGUGGUAAAAGGAACACGGAUAUUGAAAAGAAAUGGUUACGUGACGCUUUUCUAACCGAGUCGACUAUUCUAUCUUUAGUAUCUAUGCAGUGCACAUCAGCCAUGGCUACACUAUGAUAGUUUUUUAAAAUUCGACAUAGAUUAAUGAGGUAAUUACCUCAUUCUGGGCCGAUGAUUUCAAAAUUGCCAUUCGUCCGGGACAUAAAGAAUUUAGUUUUUUCGUUCAUAUAAUAAAUAUAGAGAAACAACUCUAUGGUUAAAAUUUUGUUAUUUAUUAAAUUAUUUUGUCUUAAAUCUUUCUUAAAUAUGUUACUGGAGUCAUUGGUAUACGUCAAAUAAAAAAUAUAAAUAUUUUUCAAAAAAUA